CAGAAAACCCAUCUUUUGUAUUGCAAAAAAAACCAAAGAACAGCUGCAAGGAAAAACAAGAGAUGGAAAGUACCAACAAAGACGAACCAGAAAUCUCCAAACUAGAUUUCAAUGAUUCCGACAUCGAAUACAUCAGUUACGGCGGCGAACACCACCUCCCUCUUAUCAUGAACCUCGUCGACGAAGAACUCAGCGAACCUUACUCCAUCUUCACUUAUCGUUACUUCGUCUAUCUAUGGCCUCAUCUUUCUUUCCUGGCAUUUCAUAAGGGUAGAUGUGUGGGUACGGUGGUGUGUAAAAUGGGGGAGCAUCGGAACACUUUUAGAGGAUACAUUGCUAUGCUUGUUGUUAUCAAACCCUACAGAGGAAGAGGCAUUGCUACAGAACUUGUUACUAGGUCUAUCAAGGUGAUGAUGGAAUCUGGCUGUGAUGAGGUUACAUUGGAAGCAGAGGUCACAAAUAAAGGAGCACUUGCACUCUACGGUCGUCUUGGCUUUAUUAGAGCUAAACGUCUCUUUCACUACUAUUUGAAUGGAGUCGAUGCUUUCCGUCUCAAACUUUUAUUUCCUCGUCCAGAGUUGCACACACAAUACGGGAGCCACAUGCAUAGUGAUCACAGGGAUUCACAAAUUCUUGAAUGAUUGAUUCCAUACAUUGUUUUAUAAACUGAUGCUAUGUUAUGGUGCAUCAGUUUUUUUGGGUCUAGUUUUGGUAGGUUAUGUACAUUUUUGUUAUUUGCAUUUCACUUUUCUUUAACAUUGGAUGUUGUAAAAUAUCAGAAAUUGUAAAACAAUUCUCUUUCAAAUCACAAGUGAUGUGAAACCUAAUGAUGAUAAAUUUUUUGCA
Molecule: messenger RNA, 846 nt
Organism: Vicia villosa (hairy vetch)
Lineage: Eukaryota; Viridiplantae; Streptophyta; Magnoliopsida; Fabales; Fabaceae
Product: N-alpha-acetyltransferase MAK3
Exons: 4
Coding region: 63-641 (192 amino acids)
Biological process (GO): N-terminal peptidyl-methionine acetylation
Cellular component (GO): NatC complex
Molecular function (GO): protein-N-terminal amino-acid acetyltransferase activity
Source: RefSeq, a predicted model, not a curated record